AUGUUACGUGUUCGAGCACUGGGCUAUGAAACGCUCAGAAGGAACUCUACGGCUCCAAUAAUCAAAAAGAUUAACAGAGUUUUGAUAGCCAACAGAGGAGAGAUUGCUAUUCGAGUUAUGAAAACUUCGCAGCGCAUGGGAAUUGAAACUGUAGCAGUAUUCUCUGAUGCAGAUAGAAAUGCCCUUUUCGUGAAGAAAGCGGAUAGAGCAUAUAACAUUGGUCCAGCUCAAUCUUCUCAAAGUUACCUCAAUAUUGAUAGAGUAAUCGAUACUGCAAUUAAGUCUGGUGCACAGGCUAUUCAUCCUGGUUAUGGUUUUCUCUCCGAAAACUCAGCUUUUGCUGAAGCUUGUAGAGCGAAUGAUCUAGUUUUCAUUGGACCUCCAGUUCAAGCAAUCAAAGACAUGGGAACUAAAAGUUUAGCCAAGCAGAUUAUGCAAGACGCUAAAGUUCCUGUAGUUGAAGGAUUUCAUGGAAGCGACCAAUCUGAUGCAAAUUUGAAAAUUCAUUCAGCAAAAAUAGGAUAUCCUGUCAUGUUGAAAGCUGUUUAUGGAGGGGGAGGAAAAGGAAUGCGUAUUGCUUGGAAUGAGGCCGAGUUUGAUGAAAAACUUGCUUCUGCGCGAAAUGAAGCCAUGAAAUCGUUUGGCAACGAUGAAAUGCUAGUUGAGAAAUUUGUAGAAAGACCAAGACAUAUUGAAGUUCAAGUUUUCGGUGAUCAUCAUGGAAACUACGUACAUCUUUGGGAGCGAGAUUGUUCUGUACAAAGAAGACAUCAGAAGAUCAUAGAAGAAGCCCCAGCUCCUCUUAUCAAUAUGGAAACAAGACAAAGAUUAGGCGAAUCAGCGAAAAGAGCUGCUGCUGCCGUGAGAUAUGUUGGCGCUGGAACUGUAGAGUUUAUCAUGGAUCCUAGAGGGGAUUUCUAUUUUAUGGAAAUGAACACGAGGCUUCAAGUUGAACAUCCUGUUACAGAGGCUAUAACAGGAACUGAUUUGGUUGAAUGGCAGUUACGUGUGGCUCAAGGAGAACCGCUUCCGCUCAAGCAAGAAGAAAUCCCUCUGAAUGGUCAUGCUUUUGAAUGCAGAGUGUAUGCAGAAGACACAAGCAACGGUGCUUUCAUGCCAACUGCUGGUAAAAUUAACCAUAUAUCGUUCCCUGAGAAUGCAAGAAUCGACACUGGUGUUGUCUCAGGAGAUGAAGUUUCUGUUCACUAUGACCCUAUGAUUGCUAAGGUUAUUGUUUGGGGACAGAACCGAGAAGUUGCCGCCGCCAAGUUGGACGAUGCUCUCAAAAAAUCUUUGAUAAGCGGAUUACCAACAAAUAUUGAUUUUGUGAGGACCGUUCUGAACCAUCAAGAGUUCAAGAAGGGUAAUGUAUAUACAGAUUUCAUUCCCGAUUUCCAUACGGAGUUGUUCACCCCUGUAAAUGUGAAAACCGAAGUUGUGAUUGAAAGAGCUUUAGGAAAAGUACUUCUGGAUAGGCUGCGUUCAGCAGAUUCACUCUAUGAACGAUUGUCUGAGUUUCGUGUCAACCAUAGUUUUGAAGAAAGCAUUCCGUUCGAAUCUUCUAAAGUCAAUGUAAUAUCUAAGGGUAAUAAUAAUUUCGUAGUUUCUGAUAACGGAGCCAGCUAUGCUUGUUCUGUUAGUAAUAUUAAUAAUAAGGAAAACACAAUCAGUUUCACCAUUGAGUGGGAAGGUAAACGAUGGAAUGUGUUUGCUCUACAGUUGCAGAACUCAGCUAUGAUUAUUGGGGAGGAACAGUCCGAGUUUACUACUGCGGAAAAAGACUUUAUGGCUGCGUUAGAAGGAGAGCAGGGUGGUAACACCAGUGCAGUUGCUCCGAUGCCUGGAAUCAUUGAAAAGGUUUUGGUCAAAGAAGGUGAUACUGUCAAGCAAGGGGAAUCACUUGUGGUGAUGACAGCCAUGAAGAUGGAAUAUAUCAUCAAAGCUCCAAAAGAUUGUACCAUAGAAGCAAUAUCGUGCUUACCCGGAAAGAGUGUAGCUAAAAAUUCUGUUUUGGUCAAGUUCCAAAGCUCGUGA
Messenger RNA from Auanema sp. JU1783, 2034 nucleotides. Lineage: Eukaryota; Metazoa; Nematoda; Chromadorea; Rhabditida; Rhabditidae. The record is from the annotation of a GenBank genome assembly.